Messenger RNA from Rhipicephalus sanguineus (brown dog tick), 905 nucleotides. RefSeq lists its product as uncharacterized. The coding region runs from base 114 to 800 and encodes 228 amino acids. Lineage: Eukaryota; Metazoa; Arthropoda; Arachnida; Ixodida; Ixodidae. The transcript has 4 exons. The record is from RefSeq and is a predicted model, not a curated record.
GCGCCCUCUCAGCAGAAAAGCAAGGGUAGUGUUACGCAUAGCACCAAGUGAUCUCAUACACCGAGCAAACCAGGCGACAAGGACAACAUAUUCAAGUUUCUACGUCAAGCACCAUGAAUUCAUUUCUCUGGCUGGUGGUGGUCUUUGCUGCCGCAAGCGCGCACCGUGAUUUCCCGGUGAGGCCAUGGACGGGCAGCCAACUGGUCCGCGCACUCGGGAACGGUCACGUGUGCGAGACCAUUCCCGCCGACGCGCGCGUCAACGACACGCGCCGAGUGACGUCGGACCAGUGGCCCGAUGAUGCCUGGUGGAGCUGGUUUGAGCUGUACGGUGGGCGCUUCACCUGCUCGGACCAGGGCAUCCGGAAGGACGGCGACUGUCUGUUCACUUCGCGCGACAAGAGCCACGCCGUGUGCUUCCUGGAUUUCUCCAGGAUUCGCAUGCGUUACAGCUUGCGCGUAGCUGUGAGGAACCCGAAGCGCGGCGACGAACCCCUGGCCCUCAUCGAAGCUGGAAACGUGACUGCCUCAGCGAAAAGCGCCGAGGCCAGGCUGCAAGUGGAAAAACAUUCCGAUGGCCGUUUCCACAUUGCGGCGCUCGACCUUGGCCGUGUCAAGAUAAAGAAACUGGUCUUCAGAAAGUCUACCGCCAACUGGAACGGAAAGAAGAUUGACACGAUGGAUCCGCUGUUUCGAGACCCAAUCCGACAUGCGCUCUCUGAUCUCGCCCACGCCUUCAUCAACGGCCCUUUGCUCGACCAGUUGAAGAAAGCAUUCGACGACGCAAGGGAACAUCCUUAACAAAUGUAUCGGCCUACUUGUGACACCUUCAUUUAUGCCUUUCACUUUUGACUUUAUCGGCCGUGACGCUCUCCCUAGCGGAAGAAUAAACUCGUGAUCGACGAA